Molecule: messenger RNA, 282 nt
Organism: Drosophila sulfurigaster albostrigata
Lineage: Eukaryota; Metazoa; Arthropoda; Insecta; Diptera; Drosophilidae
Product: transcription factor MafA
Exons: 2
Coding region: 57-251 (64 amino acids)
Source: RefSeq, a predicted model, not a curated record
CUCUAUAAAAGCAGACAAAUUUUCGAACUCGAGUCACAGUUUAACGAGGAGUCGAGAUGAAAUUACUUAUUGUAUUGUUUGCUCUGUUUGCCGUCGCCUUAGCGCUUCCCCAGUGGGGCUAUGGCCGUGCCCACGGAUCUCGUCCUAGCGGAGGUGGGAAUUAUAAUAAUGGGAAUCGCGGUGGUAAUCAUCACCACAACCCCCAUCACGCUCCUCAUUAUCAUCAUCAACCACAUCAUCAUCACCACUAGAGGAUUUGAACUUCACAUUCAAAAAUGAAUC